This is a messenger RNA of Cyclocybe aegerita, 816 nucleotides long. The record is from the annotation of a GenBank genome assembly. Lineage: Eukaryota; Fungi; Basidiomycota; Agaricomycetes; Agaricales; Hemipholiotaceae.
AUGGAGCUUUUCAUGCGAGGGCCAGACGAAGAAUCGUUCGUGUACCUCGCGAACUUCACGCUGCUAGGAUCGUCGGCUCGAUCGGGAUCAGAAGGCUGCGGUACUUCCUUCGACCCUCCAACGAUCGCGAAGAUGAACGAUCGUCGUCGCCAUCAGUCUACUUCGUUGAAUCUUCCGCUACAGGUUCUAUAUCUGUGCUUCGCAGAUACGUUACGAGAACCCUUCACGGUCUACUCAGCGAAUACGCUGUAUUUCAACACCAUCGUUUGGUAUGAACAUCUGAUUUGGGUUCCAGGCGUUUUUAUGCCUUAUCUUUUCUUGGCUCUCGUAGCGCUAUCUGCUCAGACGUUCUUUACAUAUCGGAUAUGGAACUAUGGGUGCCAUCACUUCGUCGCCGUGGAAGACGAUUCAUAUAACUAUAUGCGCAGUAGCGGUUCAAACCCAUCAUCGCCGUCCUGCCCAUCUUAUUUCAAUAUCACUUAUGUUUUCCGCCCAUGGUAUCUCAUUCGAUCGACUCCGAUAACAUCUCAACACCGAUCCAGAAGGUUCAUCGACCUCUCUGCCGCCAAAGCAAGCCAACGUUCUACUAAUUUCGUCUACUUGCCAUCCUCGUCGUCGGCACCGCUGUCGACAUCUCGAUAUCAGGCGGCCUUUGGGCCCGUACUGAAGUCGACGAGCUCGCUGCUUCAGCGGAUGAGGCUCCUCUCUGUCGACACUGGGAUGUGGACUGCGUUCAUCUCCUGUGGGACGGCCAUCAUGUUCUUCCGCUCCGGCUCUGAACAAACGAUGUGGGUCGGUCAAGGCCUUACUAAAUAA